CGCGGUGCAUGGUGGGACCGUCGCCUCGGACAACCAACCUGCCCCCCAUCCUGGUGGCCGCCUCUUGGCGGUGCAGAACGAGCGCGGCGGCGGCAUGCGUCAGGCCUCCACAUCUUCAGAGCCUCUGGCGAGCCCCGACUACUACGAGAGGCUGGGCCGCCUCCAGCACCGGCUGCGGGACAGUGAAAAAAAGAGACUGGACCUGGAAAAGAAACUUUAUGAAUAUAAUCAAUCUGAUGUAUACAGAGUUAAGCUGAAGUAUGUUAAACUAAAGAAAUACCUGAAGGAAAUAUGUGAAUCAGAAAAGAAGGCUCAUACUCGAAACCAAGAAUAUUUAAAACGGUUUGAGCAUGUCCAAGCUCAUGUUGGACAUUUUACCACCAAUACAGAGAAGCUUCAAGAACUGAAGAACGAAUAUGAGGCUCAAAUGAAGAAGAUGCAGCUACUGUCAAAAGAGAGCCUGGGAACAAGAGGCAAACUGGAAGAUGAAGACAGAGGAAAGGUUGCAAGGCAGGCAGGAAUUAACUCGGGGACAGCCAUGUCAAGUGGAUUGUAUCAACCAGCAACAAUCUUUAUGGGCCGCCACAUGUCAGCUGUCUCAAGCACUGGAGGUUUCAGUACAGAGCAGAAAUCUCCCCAGCCCACAAAGAACUUUUCAAUUCCUGACCCACAUUCACACCGACAGACAGCCCAGAGCGGUAAUGUGACGGACAGCUAUGUAGUACAAACUAAUAGUGACACACAGCGCUUAAAUAAGUCUGACAAAAUAGAUGGAAAGACAUCUCUUCAGAUUGGUGAGGAAAUGCCAGUCAUAGCCAGCGCAUUGUCUGAGGAGGAACAAACUCAUUGCUUGCAGAUAGGAAGCAACACACAUCAUGGCGAGAGUAGUUUAUCUGAAAGCAAAAAGUCUGCUGAACUCCAUUCCCUGUUACGGAAAAGAUUAAGUCCGGAGAACAGAACCACUGAUUUAAAGUGUGACAGUUCCAGCAGAUCAGAGGGAUCAGAGGGAGAAAUACUGACACAGGAACAUAUUGAAGUCAAGGAAGAAAGAGCCAGACCGCCAGUCUCUCGGGUAUCAGUCUCAGAAUACCAUGCAUCUGAAAAUAAGUGUUCUCAAGAGAAGGAUUCUGCUUGGGAAGGUUUCUCAGAUCAUCUUCCUCCCAGGGACCCGGAGUCACAGAAACCCUUCAGAAAAAUGCAGGAAGAGCAGGCGGAGGAAAGUUUGAGCAGCAGUAGCAGUGACCUCACAGUCUCUGUCAGUGAAGAUGAUCUCAUUUUCAAGAGUCCAGAACCACAGCCAAAUCCGAGUGACAAGAUGGAGGGAGAAGAUGGAAUAGAGGCCUUAAAAUUAAUCCACUCUGAGCAAGAAAGAGGUGCCCUAUCCACUGAAAAACAUAAUUGUAUUUUGCAAACCCUAAACUCUCCUGAUUCAAAAAAGGAAUCCUCCACUAACUCACCAACAAGAGAAUCUGAACAAGCACCAGCAGCAGCCUUAUUGAGGGCACACUUGGAUCAGCAUGUUGCCACGUUGCAAGAACAUGAUAAUUCUAUCAAAGAAGAGGCAACAGCAUUAUUGAAAAAAGCCCUUACAGAAGAGUGUGACGAUAGGUCAGCUAUUCACAGUAAUGAAUCAUCUUGCAGCUUGCCGUCUAUUCUGAAUGACAAUAGUGGAAUAAAGGAAGCCAGACCCGCUCAGUGGCUCAACAAUGUUCGUACAAAGGAACAAGAAGUUUCCAGUGGCUGUGGAGACGAGAGCAGGGAAGAAAGCAUGGCAGCAAAGAUCCCGAUCACAGAAACAAAAGCCUACCAGUUGCUGAAGCAGUCUACCCUUCAGGAUAAUAUAAAUCACACUGAAGACAGAUUCCAAAAGAUGGAUGUUUCUGUGUUACAACUGUCAGGUCUGAACAUUGGCAGCGGGACAUUCAAGACAAAGACAGCUAACAAAAUCGCUUCGGAGGCUAGUUUUUCAUCGAGCGAAGGAAGUCCUUUGUCAAGGCAUGAAAAUGAAAAGAAAUUAACUACCAAUUUAGAGUUUAAAGCCUUCUGGUGUGAGUCUGAUGACAGUAACUCAGAAAUUGAAGCUGCAUUACGUCCUAGAAACCACAACACAUCCACCGAUGAUUUUGAUGAUUUUUAUGACUAAUAAGCAGUAACAACUGUUGGAAAUAAAGUCAUCAAACAAACUAAAACCCUGUGUUCAUAUGUG
Molecule: messenger RNA, 2206 nt
Organism: Neomonachus schauinslandi (Hawaiian monk seal)
Lineage: Eukaryota; Metazoa; Chordata; Mammalia; Carnivora; Phocidae
Gene: KIZ
Product: kizuna centrosomal protein
Exons: 13
Coding region: 95-2143 (682 amino acids)
Biological process (GO): spindle organization
Cellular component (GO): centrosome
Source: RefSeq, a predicted model, not a curated record